UGCUACACCUGUCUGCUAUUCCUAGUGUCAUUGCUGACACUGGACACGCCCCCAUGUAUUCAUCCCUAGGUCAGGGGUCGAGAUUUAUGCAAGGGCAGUUGCUAUUUUGGCGGAAUAAAGCCCUUCCUGAGUUAGUAGAGGUUAAGGAGGAUUUACAACCUGAAAGCUGACAUCAAAAUGCCAAACAGAUGUGUUGUCUUCAAUUGCAGUAGUGGCUAUGACAGUGAUAGACAGUACAGAAAAAAAAAUGGGUUGCCUCAGCUGUCCCAAUUCACUGCCCCCAAAGUAAGGAACAAAUUCCCCUUGAAUCAUUUGACCUCUUCAAUGCUUGCGGACACAGUGUUCCUCCGUGUCCCUGAGUAUAAACCUGAUUUGAAAGAUGCAAUUAACUGGAUGCCAAUGCCAGAUAAAUUGAAAGAGAUGAUGGAUCAAAUGGAAGUACACUGCAAGAAACGAAGGAGCGUAGGUCUUGAAGGAUCUUUGCAGGAAAUGCUGGACAAAUGGGAAAAAAAGAUUUCAAGAGGGGGAGGAUGGAAGAUGGGGCCAAAGCACACUGUUUGCGAGCUUCACUUUGAGAAGAAAUUCAUAGUUGAGACUCAUGACAUUCUUAUUGAUGGCACCAACUUGAGCCAAAGGAGGGAAAAGAAAUCUCUGACAAAAGAUGCUAUUCCAACGGUGUUCGAUGGCUACCCGACAUACAUGAAUAAACCUCUGCCCAAAAAAAGAAAAUCUCCUCAAAAAAUCGUUUCAAGUGAACCAAAGAGGCAACGGCCUGAGACAGAAAAAAGGUAAUUAUGUUUAUGAAAUAAUGUCAUUGCAAAUGCAAACAAAAGUGACACACAAUUUUCAUUCUAGGCCUGAUGAUUCGAUGGAGCUGGAGAUGGAGGUGGAUAACCCUGAAGUGCCAAAGGAACAGCAAGAGAAAAUGCAAGAGCAACCGCAAGGGGAAGUGUCAAAGGCUGCA
Thrips palmi is the source of this 964-nucleotide messenger RNA. RefSeq lists its product as uncharacterized. Lineage: Eukaryota; Metazoa; Arthropoda; Insecta; Thysanoptera; Thripidae. The transcript is spliced from 4 exons. The coding region runs from base 178 to 792 and encodes 204 amino acids. Gene Ontology annotation, molecular function: sequence-specific DNA binding. The record is from RefSeq and is a predicted model, not a curated record.